Magnusiomyces paraingens is the source of this 3537-nucleotide messenger RNA. RefSeq lists its product as uncharacterized. Bases 1 to 3537 code for a protein of 1178 amino acids. The transcript has a single exon. The record is from RefSeq and is a predicted model, not a curated record. Lineage: Eukaryota; Fungi; Ascomycota; Dipodascomycetes; Dipodascales; Dipodascaceae.
AUGCCGUUUCAAGGUCCUAAACCCAAAAACAGCCUGAGGACCAAUAGAAAUGGCAAUCAAAAACCCACAGUGCCUCAUUCAUCUGCCUUCAGUGGGCUCUCUGAUAGACCUGUAAAAACUUAUGGCAAGAAAAACAAACCUACAGGUCCCUUAGGCUCUCCAUAUCGCAACCCUGUGUUGGCUGACUCUCAGAAAAGGAGAUUAAGAGAGCUGGAAAACAAUGAUAUUAAAGAAACAAAAGACAUCAUCUCCAAGGUGUUUUCCAAGCGGUCUAACGAUCCACACAUGAUAGAUACCGAUCUCGAAUUUGAAAUAGAAGAAGACCUCUUUGGUGGACCGCUGCUACAAAAUAAGGACGACUUGGAGAUCAAAAGUAUCCAUCAUUCUCCUAGAUCGGAACGCAAAAUGUUUUCUACAAAUACUUCGUUGAAUCGCAAAUUAAUAGCAUCAUCGCCAACAACUAGUAGGACCAGCAGUCCAACUAAGAUGACAAUCACACAUAUAACAGGAACUAAGUCUACAGUAUGGGAUUCAUCGCCGCCACCGCUUUCACGACCCUUUUUAAAAGCGUUAAACGACAUUAAAAGUAUAUCAAAAGAUGAUUUUAAUGACGACGAUGACGAUGACGAUGAAGAAGAUUUAAAGGAAAAACAGCAACAAAUAGAGCGGCAAAAGAAAAAGAAAGAAGAACAAAAAAAACGCAGCAUGGAACGACAGAAGCAAAUGGAAAAGCAAUUAGAAAAUCAAAAGGAUGGCAAGUCAAAGGAAUCUUUUUUUACACCUGCUGCUCGAACAACUAGCUCGUUCGGAAACUUCUUUAAAGGCCAAAAAGCAAAAAAAACUUCUAGUUCCAACUCAAAAUCUUCUUCACCAAUUCCGAAUAACGAAACCAAUUCAAAAUCUCCAAAUGCAAAAAACCCACCACCUAAAGAAAAGAAAAAACCACAAGUGGACGCACUUCAAGGCCUCUCACAAGUCAUAAACGGAAGGGAAUUGAACGAUCUUAUCAAAAACAUUGACAUGUCGGAAGAGUCCAGAGCCAUCUACGACAAGGCCUUGCGGAUUGCAGAGGGAGGCAACAUGACAGAUGAUUCGGAUAGUUUUAUCGAUGAUGAUGAAGACAGCAUGGCCAUGGAUGACAGUCUGGUAGCAGGUCGCGGAUACGACUAUUAUGUGAAAGAACAACGGAGGAUCAUUGCAGAAGGCCGUAAGAAAAAAUACCCCGAUACCCUAGAUUUCCCCAAAAUUCGUACACGCAUCCUCUCAAUCCUCGAGGAAGUCAUGCGCAUCAUUAAAGGCGAUGUUUUUUCGUACAACCAGGAAAUCGUGCAGUCGUCGUUGAAUGCGUUUUUGCGGCACAAGCUGGUGGAAAAACGCAUUGUUGCUAAUGGAUUCGAGGUUGCCCAAAUCAAGUCCGCACGCCAAGAUCUGUCCACAGACUCGGAACAGGUUGCAGAAGAAAAAAAUACCAUUCGCCAAAUCGUUCAAGGCGUCGAGCGCAUGUCUGAUUGGGAAUUGGCUCGAGAGUAUAGAAACGGAACAGCGUUGUCAGUAAAGGAGAUUCUGGCACUACGGCUACGUUCAGACGCUGGGUAUUAUGGACCGGCUACCAAGGAUCUCAUUAUCAAAAUGGUCUCAGAGUCAUGUUUUGACCAGCUCACAGAUAUUGCUACAAUGCAUCGCCGGCGUAAGCUUAGAUCUGCUGAAGAAAUUAAAAAGAUUUACGAAAUGCAGAAGAAAACAGAGUUACAACAAUCAUUUAACGGUGCUCAGAACCUGAAAAUGGAUAGCUUAUCGUCGUUACUGGGAGGCUCUUCUUCAUCUCAAGAGAUUUCACUAUCCCAGCCUAACUUAUCCCAAUCUGAUGUUUCUCAGCAAGAGCAGCCAGAAACCUCACAGACAGCACCAAAUCAAUCAACUAUAGAACAUAAGUCUGACACUCAACCAGAUCAUCAAUCCAUAGAUAGCAGCAGCGUUCCAGCCAAGCGACAAGAUACAAUUAUAUCUGCUUCACAAUCCUCGUUUGUUUUACCGCCACCACCAAAUCUCUGGUGGCUAAACGUUUUUGGUAUUCCAAAUUACAUUUCCUAUAUUCUUUCACCAGAAAUCAUCACAAGGCUGAUUGAGCAAGAUAUUAAGGAUAACAUCAAUACAGCGCGCAAUGUUUUACAAGAAAGUACAGCUUAUGGUAAUGUCAAAUUCCCCGUGCGAUCCAUUAUCGAUUCAAUGGGCAACAAUCGCGACAAGUCUACCCUUUUAUAUAAUGAUAGCAUUGAAAUUGAAGACGACAGUGGGUUUGAAGAGUAUGACGACGAGCUCGAAUACGAUGAUAUAGAGGAUGAUGCAAAAGGAGGUCCAGACAAAAAGUCAACAGACAAAGAUGACGAUAUCAUAGUUCUUCCGAGAGAUCCAAAGCCACGAACACGAUCAAGGAAAAGGAAACCAAGCACUACUGGGUCCUCUGGGGUUCGCCAAAUGAAACUCAAUAUGGGGCCGCCUGUGAAAACUGCGCCGGAUGCUAAUAAAACAAAAGACCAUAAAUCUGAGUCUCCUGAAAUCACAGUUACUGCAACCACAACCGCGACUGCGACUGCGACUGCGACUGCGACUGCGACUGCGACUGCGACUGCGACUGCGACUGUACCAACACGUCCGCUGCGGCGGCAGUUAAAACGAGCAGCUGUUGAUUCUUUAAAUUCUACAACAGAUAAUGCUUCAGAUAUUGCCUUGGAAGAGGAAUUAGAAAAGCUUACCAAGAUAACCACAGCAGAGCAAAAGAAAAAUCCAAGAAAGAGGAAACAAUCGCGUAUACUAAUAGGCCAAUACGAAUCUGGAGAUGAAGAUGAGGAAGACACUACCAGCAGUAGCAGCGAUGAUGAUAAAGAUGAAGACUAUCAAGAGUUUACGUCGUCUAAGCGUGCCCGCCGAAAUCGUAGCGGUGGCCGCAGUAGUACUCCAGUAUCAUCUGGGAAAAUGCCAACGUCAUCUGCUGGGUCACCGCACAAAAAUAAGGAAAAUACCAAUACCAAUACCAAUGAUAUGGACCUAAGUGACCAGGAUGACUAUAACAAACCGCCGCCUAGUUACCAGCGAACGCUUGGUGUUGGGCUUGGUUCUGAUUCCAAGUCUCGCAAAACGUCAUCAAAAGAGAAUUUUUACUCCAGUGAUGAAGAUGAAAAAGCAAAUGAUUUACAAGUUGUUUCUUCCUCAUCGUCUACAAAACCUGUUACUCGCAGCCGGCGGAUUCUUACAAGUACUGCAUCUUCCCGGGCGGCCCAAAAACAAAGUGAAUCUGGUGGAAGCAACAACAGCAACACCAGCAACAAGAAGACAGCAUCUUUGGCGCCAACAUCUGGUGAAGGGAACCAACCAAAGCUGACUGAUUUUUUCAAUGCUGGUUCCAAGACAGAUAAGAAACGAGUUUCUACUGCUUCAGCGACUGGUGCGUUUGCAAAACCUGAAUUUGCGAAAAAGACAGAAGAAGCUUUGGAUCUUGCAGUAGAAGAAGAAAAUAGUGAUGAUGAAGAUUUGUUUUGA